Molecule: messenger RNA, 2911 nt
Organism: Musa acuminata AAA Group (dessert banana)
Lineage: Eukaryota; Viridiplantae; Streptophyta; Magnoliopsida; Zingiberales; Musaceae
Product: transcription factor PIF1-like
Exons: 11
Coding region: 30-1325 (431 amino acids)
Biological process (GO): regulation of DNA-templated transcription
Cellular component (GO): nucleus
Molecular function (GO): DNA-binding transcription factor activity; protein dimerization activity
Source: RefSeq, a predicted model, not a curated record
UUAGAUUUCAUCCCUCCCUUUCUCUCGACAUGAAUCGCAUGGUUCCGGACUUCCAGCACGGCAACGAGCCCCACGCCUCCUCCGCCGCCGCCAAUCCCCGCCGUAAAGCAUUCACCUGGGAAAAUAUUUUUUUAAGCCACGAAGACGAAUUGAUGGAGUUAAUCUGGCAAACCGGCUUGAUGACCCAUCCGGUAGAUCGCUCCGCCGCGGAGGUGGCCUUUUGUGGCUCCUCAAGCGCCGUUGGCGGUGGUUGGGCGGACGCGGCCAGCCGACUGUUCAUGGAGGAUGACGAAAUGGCUUCGUGGCUGAACUGCCAGAUCGGGAACGCGGAGAGCGGAGGCGGCGACCUCGAAGCGAUGAUGGCGAAUCAGGAGAUGACGGUGGUGACGCCGGGCGAGACUCCUGUGGCGGGGUCGACGGCGAUGGGGUCGAGCGAGACUCCGGAAACCGUCGUGAUCGUGGAAGACGACCAGCCACGGGGGUCCGCGUCGUCGUCGGGGACGGCGGAGCGCAAGCGGAAGAAGGUGAGUGCGGCGCGGGAGGAAGAGACGGACCUCCAGGUUGAGCAGGGUGAUGAAUUUAAAUCCGGUGAAAGAAGGAAAGACCGCCCUACACGAUACAGACCAGUGAGAAAGCUACGUGCCGCAGAGAUCCACAAUCUCUCUGAGAGGAGGCGUCGGGAUAGGAUCAAUGCGAAGAUGAAGGCUUUGCAGGAACUCAUACCCAGAUGCAACAAGUCAGACAAAGCUUCGACGUUAGAUGAGGCCAUUGAAUAUAUGAAAUCUCUUCAACUCCAAGUCCAGAUGAUGUCCAUGGGCUGCAACCCUGGCGCUGUGAUGUUUCCGGGCGUUCAAACAUACAUGCCCCCCAUGGGAAUGGGCAUGCACAUGGGACUGGGCAUGGGGAUGGGCAUGGGGAUGGGUCUGGGGAUGAGAAUGGGAACUGACAUGGCUGGUGGCAAUAUACCCCGUCCAAUACUGCCAUUUGGACCCAUCCCUUGCCCGCCAGUUACUGCACAUCCACCAGUUCAGUUCGGCCCAAGACCAACAUGCACAACACCAUUAAUGCCAUCGUUCCAUCCAUCGCCUGCUAUGCCAAUUGCUGAUCAAGCCAGAUUCGAAGCUAUCAAUCAGCAAAAUCAUCUGUCCGAUACACUUAACAUACGAAGCCCAAAUAUGGGUCAAAUGCCACAUGUUGUUGAUCCUUUUCAUCAUUUUCUUAACCUUCAAUGCCCUCUAGUGCAAUCCCAGAGUCAAGUGCCGGAUGAAGCUGGAACCAGCAACAGGAAUGGGAACGUCGAUGGCAACAAUGGGCUGACUGGUUGAAUCAAAACCCCCUAGAACUUCAUGGAAGUCGAAAUCUGCUAAGUAGUCUUCUUGGACGAUUAGUCCAAGAGGACAGCGCGAUGCAGGCUACUCGGAUGGGUUGCCUAUCAAGUUUUGUAGAAUAUGGAUGUACUAAGAUCUCUAUCUUUAUUUAUCCUUCUGGACAUGAAAGCUACUUCUCGAGAGAUCAUAGUGGAGUACGUUUGCUGCGUCGUUGUGUGUUUGAUCGCAUGUAACAAAACGAGUGUGUUCACUGUUAUGUUGGAGUCUUAUGUUAGAUGAAUCUGCACCGAGUUACUUGAAACAUCUAUCUGAAUGGUUUUACUUGAUUGAGAUGUGCCAGGAAAUUUGGAACUUGAUCUACUAUGGGCAAUACUUUUGUGAGGUGUUCUACUGUUGGUGGUGGCUUCUCUUCAAAGAGGAUAUGUGAUGAAUUACUCCAAACAUGAGGUUUUAGGUAAAUUGUCACCACGCAUAAACAAAGCUAACAGAUUUGUUUACUGGAUCUGUUACUCUUUUUUUUUUUUUAGUCUCUUAUUAUUUUAUUUUAGUAUUGCGUAAUUGAGUAGUUUUCUUCCGAAUUUGAUAAAAUUUUAAUUAUUUUCUGUAACAAAAUCAAAUUAUUUAUUCAAGAAAAGAAUCGCUUCGAGAAAUACAAUUUUAGGCGACCGGUUGUCGUUUAGUCGCGCGAAUGGCGACGUGGCCGGGUCGAUGGGACCCACGUUGCGCACCAAUCGCCUCGAGAGAGGACGAGGGGUUGCCACUUUCUUCGAAGCAACCGACUCGUCCGCUCCCGCCCUCGCGUAUUAACCAAGCUGGCAGAGAACUCCGAGUUCCUCGGCUUUCUGGGAAAAUUCUAGGGUUCUUGUUCGCGAUCUUUCCUGAGAAGAGGAAGGAGAGAGAAGAGAGGAGAGAGAAGAGAGGAAGAGACCGCGUCCCCUGCUUUGGACGGAGCUGCCUUGAUCUUUCCUGCAUACUCUCGUCGGCCCCUCCAUUUUGACCUACUCCAAAUGGGUCCUGAAUAGUUGCCGCCGCCACUGGCAGCUCGGCCUCGAUCUCCCCUUCCUUGCUGCUCUCUGAGGUUGGGUCUUGGUACGAUGGCAAGGAUGUUCUUUUGCAACUGGGAGAGCUGGGAGAGCAGGGUUCCUGUCACGGAACCCCCUCUCUCUAAGUGGCUGCAUAUAUUAACCCUCCCUAAAGCCUACAUUGAUGAGAGUCUUGUGCAUUGGGCACUUCCACUUUUGUUGGUAGCCAUGGUUGACAACAAAGGUCCUCACUGAUGUUUGUUCUAGGAUGAGACAAAAGCACCUGCUCCCUUAUCGAACUGACUGGGACUUGAUCCAUCUUCUAGCAGGGGUUGGGUCCACAAAUGGACCACUGAGAGAGGCAUCUCCAAAACGUGGUAGCACCUCAAAAAUUCUUUUUGAUGUAAAUCAGAAAGUUGUAGUCCAACUUAUUUUAAGUUUUUUUUACCUUUAACCUUCAAUUUUAGUGGUCAUCUAAAGAUGUGAAUGCAACACUUCCAUUGCUUGUUAGUUUCUGUCAUUCUCCAAAUGAAUAAAUCAAAAUCAUCAGCUACUCAAGGA